AUGGAAAAUCGUAGGGGUGUUGAACAAGGUUCAUACAUAUGGGGGCGCAGUGUACACAAUGUUCGCAUCGAAUGUCUCUGGCGUGACAUGACUCAGGGCUUCGGGAGGAAAUGGAAGCAGUUCUUCCAGCUCCUGGAGGUUCAUCAUGACCUUAAACCGAACCUGGAUGCUCACAUCUGGCUACUGCAUCAUGUAUUUCUUGAUGCAGUAAAUGAAGAUGCUGUUCAGUGGGCAGAAGCCUGGAAUUAUCACCGUUUACACAUUCCAGGUGGAGGGCAGUGGAGCCCUCGAGACUUAUUCUUUUCUGGCAUGAUUCAGAAUGGUGCCCAUGGUUACGAUCCGACUUCGCUUCCAGGUGACAGUGAGAUUGGCGACAUUCAGGAGUACGGGAUUGAUUGGGAGGAUUAUGAUGACAAUGACAUUCAAAAUCAUCAUGACGAUGCAAACACUACUGAUUUGGACGACCAGGCUCAAAACCCCUUCUUCACGCAUCGACCUCAGUAUCUCUCUGAUAUUCAUGUUCCUGAAACAUAUAGCCCUUUGAGCCAUCAGCAAGUGCAAUAUCUGGAUGAUUAUAUUGCAGGUCACCCUGACAGUGGAUCGCAGAGCAUGGACAGGAGAAGGUCACUUUGGGUAGAUGUGCUUAAUUUCUGCGUCGAGAUGUUCAGUGUCUCCUAUCACCAGUGA
Suillus subalutaceus is the source of this 687-nucleotide messenger RNA. RefSeq lists its product as uncharacterized. Bases 1 to 687 code for a protein of 228 amino acids. Lineage: Eukaryota; Fungi; Basidiomycota; Agaricomycetes; Boletales; Suillaceae. The transcript is spliced from 2 exons. The record is from RefSeq and is a predicted model, not a curated record.